UGCAAAUAGACUUUAUAUAAGCUCAGCAAAAACCCGUUCUUGAUCACAGUGCUCAGGCAGAAGGAGCUCAGGUGAUAACAUCAGACAUCACACUGCAACAAGACAAGAUGUUUACACUAAGACAGACAUACCUGGAGAAGGCCUGCUUCUCAGCAGCGGCAGUGCUGCUUCUCCUGACCACAACAGGACAAUCGGCAGUUCUGACUGACAGCGUCCAGACCACAGCAACUCCUCCUGUGACAAAUUCAUCUCUGACCACACAGCUCAACAACAGCACUGUGGAGGAGCCUCUGGUUCUGAGCUUACACAGAUCAUGUGGAAGUGAACAUGACAAGUACUGUGAAAACGGUGGCGAGUGCAUGUACCCCCAAGACAGUGACAAACCCUUUUGCAUCUGCAAGUCCUCGUACAGUGGGCCUCGCUGCCUUUUCUUCAGUGAGCCCACUCACACCCUGCCUGAGUUAGAGCAAGUGAUUGGCAUCAGUUUUGGUGCUGUGAUGCUCAUCUUUAUCCUGGCCAUCAUGAUUUACUGCUUUACCUCUAGGAGGUGUGUAAAAUCAGCUCCACUAAUAAAAUCUGCACCAUCUAACAUAUCAGUGUGACUUCUACGGCUCACUGUUGCUCCUCCUCCUCUUCAUCAUCAUCAUCAUCGUCGUCACUGUUAUCGCCUUUGUCAGUACUGACACUCAAAGCAGUUAUGGGACUGUAAAAGCUUUUUGUACUGUAUUGAACUUUUCAUUUAAUGUGCGUAAAGAAGGCCUCUGUUCAGUCUGACAUCAUGAUUUAAAACAAGCAGAUGCUGAGAAAUGAAGAGAUCUGGACAAAGAAAGACUAAACUGUGUCAGACCUGACUGGGGCCUUUUCUGUAUAACAGGGUCAGAUGUGAAUAAUUUCAUUGUCCUUUAAAGACUGAGGGCGAGAAAAUAUUCCUAUUUAUUGAAAUAUUGCAAUUAAGUUAUUGAAAGUGUUCUUUAUUUAAAGUUUUGUAAUAAAUUUAUGAAAAUGAA
This is a messenger RNA of Toxotes jaculatrix (banded archerfish), 1007 nucleotides long. It is a transcript of the gene epgn, whose product is annotated as epithelial mitogen homolog (mouse). The record is from RefSeq and is a predicted model, not a curated record. The coding region runs from base 108 to 602 and encodes 164 amino acids. Gene Ontology annotation, biological process: positive regulation of cell population proliferation; positive regulation of mitotic nuclear division; epidermal growth factor receptor signaling pathway. The transcript is spliced from 5 exons. Lineage: Eukaryota; Metazoa; Chordata; Actinopteri; Toxotidae.